Molecule: messenger RNA, 966 nt
Organism: Dendrobium catenatum
Lineage: Eukaryota; Viridiplantae; Streptophyta; Magnoliopsida; Asparagales; Orchidaceae
Source: the annotation of a RefSeq genome assembly
AUGAUAUUUGCAACCUUAGAACAUAUAUUAACUCAUAUUUCCUUUUCGAUCAUCUCAAUUGUGAUUCUGAUUCAUUUGAUGAACUUAUUAGUCUACGAAAUCGAAGGAUUACAUAAUUCGUCAGAAAAAGGGAUGAUAGCUACUUUUUUCUCUAUAACAGGGUUUUUAGUUAUUCGUUGGAUUUCUUCGGGACAUUUUCCCUUAAGUAAUUUAUACGAAUCAUUAAUCUUCCUUUCAUGGAGUUUAUCCAUUAUUCAUAUGAUUCCGUAUCUUGGGAAUCAUAAAAAUGAUUUAAGCGCAAUAACUGCACCAAGUGCCAUUUUUACCCAAGGUUUCGCCACGUCAGGUCUUUCAACUGAAAUGCAUCAACCCGCAAUAUUAGUACCUGCUCUACAAUCUCAGUGGUUAAUGAUGCAUGUCAGUAUGAUGCUAUUGAGCUAUGCAGCUCUUUUAUGCGGAUCAUUAUUAUCAGUUGCUCUUAUAGUGAUUACAUUUCAAAAAAGAAUCGAUUCUUUUUUGAAAAACAAGAAUUUUUUCAGUUUAAGGAAGUCGUUUUUCUUUGGUGAUAUGGAAUAUUUGAACCAAAAAGGAAGUGUAUUAAAAAAUACUUCUUUCUUCUCAUUUCAAAAUUUUUACAAAUAUCAAUUAAUUCAGCGUUUGGAUUAUUGGAGUUAUCGUGUCAUUAGUUUAGGGUUUACCUUUUUAACCAUAGGCAUUCUUUCUGGAGCAGUAUGGGCUAAUGAAGCAUGGGGUUCUUAUUGGAAUUGGGACCCUAAGGAAACUUGGGCAUUUAUUACUUGGACCAUAUUUGCAAUUUAUUUACAUACUAGAACAAAUCCAAAAUUGCAAGAUCAAGGGACAAAUUCGGCAUUUGUAGCUUCUAUAGGAUUUCUCCUAAUUUGGAUAUGCUAUUUUGGGAUCAAUAUUUUAGGAAUUGGGUUCCAUAGUUAUGGUUCAUUCCAAUGA